UGAAAACAGAGUUUCCAUUCAUUCAGAUAACGCCGGUUCUUGAGGACUUUUCCUCUUUGCUGAGGUCGGAAAACGAGUUUCAUGUUGCAGUAGAUACUGAAGCACGUGUUUAAGCCAAUCGCAGUCUACCGUCAUUAUCUCCCCGCAAAAAGCUGUGAUAUGUAAGGAAUUAUUAAACUAAGCUGCUAGCCAGCCACCGGUGCGAACCUGUAUGUGUGUAUGUGUAUGUAUGUAUGUGUGUGUGUGUGUGUGUGUGUGAGUGACUGAGCGUGAGCUUGCCACCUGUGGCUGAAUUUCACCCGUAAGAGCGCGCGAGCUGCUGUUAGAGGAGACGCUGAGGAUGUGGCGCGUGCUGGUGAGCGGGGCUGUGCUCUUUCCCGGUUUGUUUCUAGUCUUCAGGAAAACGCUGCCGGUUGUUUUCAGGCGCUGGAGCGAUGCCGACGUGGUGCUGGUCAGCGAGAGGCUGGUCUCCUCUGUUCACGCUAUCAUGGCCACCACGGCUGGAAUCAUCGUGGUGUCCUCAUGCAGAGAGAACGUGAUAACAAACAGACACUGGCUGGCCACCUCCUUUGUCCUCGGUUAUGGAGUUCCCUACAUGGCAUACGACGUCUUCGCCAUGUACCUGAGCCACUACUACCGUUUCCAGGUCAAAGGCCAUGAGGAUUACAGAGGACACUCACUGAGGACAAUCAGCUUAUUUGUGAGGAAAGAGUUCCUGCUGGUCCUUCAUCACAUCGCACUCCUCACCAUUCUCCUGCCUAUUACACUGUUCUUCAGGAAGGACCAAGGUGAUUUCUUCAUUGGCUGCCUCUUCCUUACAGAAAUCAGCACACCUUUUGUUUCGCUGGGCAAAAUCCUGAUUCAGGUGGGUCUGCACGACUGCUGGCUACACAAAGUGAACGGUUGCAUGGUGCUGCUGAGCUUCUUCCUGUGCCGCAUUGCACUCUUCCCCUACAUGUACUGGGUGUAUGGAGAGCACUACGGCCUCCCAAUCUAUGCUGUGCCCCUGCACAUCCCACUGUAUGCCAACUUGGGCAACGUGUGCAUCCUUGCGCCGCAACUCUACUGGUUCAUCCUGCUCUGCCGAAAAGGCUACCGUCUUUACUUGCGCCAGCGCAGCACAAACCACCAGGACUUGACUUCAUCACCUCACGCCAAGGCAGAAUAGAGUAAGGAGAUCUGGUAAUGGCACAGCGAGAACCAAGCACUCAGAUAUUCCAGUACAGAUUAGCAUCAACUACAACUGCUUGUGCUGUUAGUUAUUCUAUGAAAGGUCUACUAGUACUUCUCUGCACACACAAACACACAAAUAUGGCUGUUACAAUCCUAACAUUCUAAAAUUAAUUUGGAGUACACACCUGGGGUGAACUGGUCCUUUCUGCUGUGAGAGGAUGCGUGUAAUCAUACUGGUGCUCUGCCUCAAGGUAUUACUUUAUGAUGUAUGGCAGGGAGGGGGACAUGAACGAAAAGAUCUAAGGCUGUGUUGUGUCCCUUACUCUUCCAGUUCUGCAGACUGAAAGACUGUUCACAAUUUGGAUUGAAGUUAAUAUUUUUCCCCUUCCCUUAGAUGUUCUCCAAACUCCGACUCAAAUGUAUGAAUGGUGUUUAAACUAUGAAUAACCUCUACUUUAACAUUUAUGGUUUUGUACCUGUUUCAUAGACCCUUAAACAUGACAUUUUUAGGCACCAUCCUCAUUUCCCAUUGCUUGCCUUAACUGCUUCAGCAUUGCUCCUUUAUGGUUAAAGGCUGAUCAUAUUUCUGUGUGUUUCACUAUAAGACUACCUUGUAUGGCUGCUUAUAGUCUUCCUUCGAGAGCCUCAUAAGAUUUUAAAUUGGUGCAUGUGGAACUGGAAAUCUUGAGAAAACUCGAUUCCUCCAGUCCAGAAGGAGGUGGCAGAGUUUCAGGUCUCAUGCUCACAGUAAGUGUUAUAAAGCAUAAAGCAUUGUUAUAUGGUUGCAUAGAUGCUAUAUUGUUUAGGUCACUUAACCACUACAUCUCGGGGCACCAGUUUAAGCAAAAACUAUUUUCUCAAAAUGGGAUCAUUUAUUUAUUUUAACAAAUACUACUUAAAAUACUUCUCAGUAGGUGACUGAAACAAAUCAUGGUCUAAACAUGAUUUUCACCUUCCAGAGACAGUGUAUUUAAGCUCAGGACAGUGUUUAUGUCGAAACCAGCCAUUACAAAACAGAAAGAAUCAUUUAAAUAAGGUAGUAGGUGACCAGUUUCCCAUACUUUUGAUGUUUUUUAAUAUAUGAAUUAGUUUUAGUAGUAAAACUCGAACCUUCUUCCAAGAGCAUUCUGCAUUUCAAAAGAUCAGCUGAAUACACUAUUUUAUUACUGUAAUUUCUAUAUUCCUUAUGUAACUUAAAUUGCAUGUUUUAUUUUUUUUGUUUGUUUGUUUUUUUUUUUUACAUACAAAAGGUACACAUCAUAUUUCUAAUACAAAGUGUGAUUGGUUUGUUUCACAGAUUUGUGUUAAUCCUGCUUUUCUGUCUCUUACCUGAGAAAUAGCUCUGCAUGUCACUGACCAUCGACUCACUGGUCCUUUCUUACUUUUCUUUCUGUGGCUUAGAGUUCAGGCUUCUCAUUUCCAUCCUUUUUUUCUCCUCUGGCUUUAGUUCUUGGACUCUAUACAAACAGUUACACACAAAAAAUUACGCAAUUUUCCACUUACUCUAAAUGUAAUAGGUCAGUGAAGACAUGUUUGAUGACCAGUCUUUGCUUCUUUAGUUAUGCAUUGGAGCUAUGAAAUUAAUAUAAUGUUAUGGAGGCAGCCAUCUUGCACAUCUAGAAACACUACUGGUUAACUACAUUACACUUACAUUAUACUACAUUACACAUCACACAGCUCUGGUGCAAAAUUAAAGAUGUAAACAUGAGACACGCAAUAUGUCUUGGUUGACUGGCUACAAUUCAGGUAAAUGCAAAAUUAAAUAGAUUUUUUUAAAGGCCAUUUAAUAAUUCUCCAUUGGAUACUAUACUGUUUUGGACUAGAUUUAAUCAGUUUGGAGAUUUAGUUAUAUUAGGCAUAUUAACCAAAAACAGUAAUAUUUAUUAAAAUAAGUGAACUGACUGACACAAAUUUAAGGGACUGAGACACUUUUUAUUAUUACUAUUUUAAUUUAUCCCAGUCCUCCUAUAUUUGACCUUUAUAAUAUCAGUUAUAUAUACCAAGUUUAUAUACUGUUAUUAAAACACCACACACAUGUAUUUUGGGAAAUAGUGAUUUGAAGCAAUUGAAUGUGUGCAAUGAAAUCUAUUACUCAUUGCAGAAAUUAAAGGUCAUAACCCAUAUACACAUACAUAGCCAGAACAUUAUUAUUCCUAAUAUAGAUUAUUGUAAGUCUUAAGCUUAGUCUUAUAUGAGGCUUUGUUUCUGCUCAGGGUUCGGUAAAGACAAUGUUAACUGAUAUCUAUAGAGGUUUAAUUUCGAUAUGAAAGCUGAAACUGUGAACACAAUGUUGAAAUGGAAAGAGCAUGGAAUGACACAACUGAGUCUUUUGGUUUGUAUUUGUGCUUCGUUUUUUGCUGGUUUGUCUUCCAACGUGGCUUAUGUUGUAAUCUUUGCAGUUGGAGACCAAAGAUUGCCAGGCACUUUACUCAACAAUAUCUGAUAAAUACGACUUGCCACACUAGAAGUCUUUCAGUAUAUUCAGUGCUUUGUAUACACUGAUAUCUUUGUGCAGUGUUAGAAAUGAAAAGAACUGGUUGAAUUUUGCUUUUGUGUGAGGAAAAUGUAGAAAAUAUUAAUGAGUUAUCUAGGUCAUUUUCUGCUUUGGUCUUAACACAUCUAUACUAGGCUGGACUCUUCCAUCACUUAGGCUGGUACGGGAAUCAGUAUUAAGAUGCUUAGGUUGAGGCAGUUUUCUUUUUGCUGUAAUUUGAUUGGAGGCAUUACACAGGGUAAAGGUAUGAGAAAAGAGUCCAUAUUGUCCAGCGUCAAGAUCCUGUGCCUUUUGUUCAAUUCAUGUGAGGUUCAUGCACAGCUCAGCACAGGUAGUGUUCACUCAUUGCAGCUGUGUCUAUUCCGUUUCAAAUGUUUACUGUGGCCCAUUUCACUCCCAAGACAAAUAUAUUGCCUGUUAUGCUGGAGGCAAAGCGUAAGUGCAAAAGUGAACAUAAUGGUUUUGCCAGUAUGUUUUUUUUUUUUUUUUCUUUUUCAAAUUAAGAAAAUGAAUAUCAUCAAUAUCACCCUUAUGCUAAGUGUCUAUUCUUUUGAUGAGUUUCUUCUAAUUAGAUUUUUUCCCAAAAGUCUUACAAUUGUCUGAACAAUUUCUUUUUUCUCUCUCUUUUUUUUUUUUUUUUGCUGUAUGUAAUAUUAGUGCUUGAUCAGCUCUGCAGCCAAUGGAUUAAUGACUGAACUCAUUAGCAAUAACUGAAGGCAUCCUGCUGUACUUGAACUACACUGUAACAGUUUCCCAUUAGUUGAAGUCUAUCCAACAUUUAUUGCAACUUCUUUAAACGCUAAACACAUUUCUCUGUUCAUUGUUUUCCACAUUCUUCCUUAAACAAGGAUGGAAAGACCUCAUUCAGAGACAACCAUUAUGCUUUGUUUGCAUUUUGUUUCUUAAUGUGAAUUCAUGUCCUUUAGUGUCACUUUAAUUUUCUCAAAAAACACUCCCUGUCUCUUCUUAUUUUCAUGUUGAUUUUACAAAUAUAUUUAUGUAUCAGAUUUGAUAUAUAAUGAGGCUUUGAUUUGUUUGUAGUGUAACCUUUUGAGAAAUGUCUUGUUUGAAAGUAAAUGGCCUAUUGCAUACAACUAA
This is a messenger RNA of Pangasianodon hypophthalmus (striped catfish), 4765 nucleotides long. It is a transcript of the gene tlcd3a, whose product is annotated as TLC domain containing 3A. Gene Ontology annotation, biological process: lipid homeostasis. Gene Ontology annotation, cellular component: membrane; endoplasmic reticulum. The transcript has 5 exons. The record is from RefSeq and is a predicted model, not a curated record. Bases 341 to 1168 code for a protein of 275 amino acids. Lineage: Eukaryota; Metazoa; Chordata; Actinopteri; Siluriformes; Pangasiidae.